GGAACAGGUGGAAAAUUCUGUGUGUCGUUUCAAAUUGUUCCCGAGCUCGGAAGAGAAAAUCGACACUGUGAAGGUUUGACAGCCGUAGCGAUCAAACAGUUUACGAAAGUCCGAGUCUUUGAAUUUCUAUCAUAUCCCAAACUUCGAAACGGUCGCUGCGACUUGGUGAAUCUUUCUAGCGGUUGACGGCGGCAACGAUGAUCAGAAAGAGGGAAAGAGAAAACCCGUGUGGGGUUUGCGGGCACUACCAUAAGUACGAAGAAGGCGAGGUUUGCGGGAUUUGCGGCCACCGGAUUCCGGAUUCCUCCACCGACAAACCUUCCGUCCACAUCAGCGCUUUCCCUUCUGAGAUCCUUCCGGACUUUCUCUAUCUGGGUAGCUACGACCACGCCUCAAGGUCCGAGCUUCUGAAAACCCAGGGGAUUUCUCGGAUUCUCAAUACAGUCCCUGCUUGUCAAAAUCUUUACAAGAACUCCUUCACCUAUCAUUGCCUCCAAGAUGACAAAACUUUGCAGUUUGAUGAAGCCAUCCAAGUUUUAGAACAAUGCGAGAACGAAAAGGCUCGUAUUCUUGUACACUGCAUGUCAGGAAAGAGUAGGUCUCCAGCAAUUGUAAUAGCUUACUUAAUGAAGUCCAAGGGAUGGAGGCUUGCACAAAGUUACCAGUGGGUGAAAGAACGAAGACCUGCUGUUGAAUUGACUGAAGGGGUAAACCAGCAACUGCAGGAGUACGAGCAGAGGCUACUCUUGUCUGCAGAUAACACCGAUCCUGGAAUUCCAGCCUUCCCACCAGCUGGCUCACCAUCUUUUAGCUUUGGAUUCCCAAAAGUCUACAACGAUCUAGCACCACCUCCAGUUGCUACCUUUCCGGCUUUCAGUCCCCCCGGUGCCACCUCAAUUUUCUCGCGCCCUCUGGAUGUACCUCUGCAGGAGUUCCAGUUUGGGGCUGGCAUUCCUCAGGGUAACCCGAAAAGCCCUAGCGGCGGAGAUGUUUCAAUGGAUACAUAAAAUAGAAAAGCUAGGACUCUGUGAACAAUGUUUAGUAGUAGAAGCUGGAUUUGGUGCUGUAUAAGGAGUUUUGUAUUAUGAAGUAUGGAUUAUUUUGGGAGUUCUUUGAGCUGUACUCGUCACUUUUCUUGUUUCUAUACAUAGUAGUAAUUCAUUGAGGGGGGGGGGGGGGGGGGGGGGUUGUUAUUUUUGGCUUUCUUUUCCGUCUCCCUCUAUCUCGUAGUUCCCACAAAUUGCAAGGUUUUUUUGAUUGGAAGCU
Molecule: messenger RNA, 1266 nt
Organism: Linum tenue
Lineage: Eukaryota; Viridiplantae; Streptophyta; Magnoliopsida; Malpighiales; Linaceae
Source: the annotation of a GenBank genome assembly